AUGGGCACUCCUCGAGUCAGUCGACCGACCGACUUGUCUGUCCCAGCGGGGGACGACUGCGACUGCGACUGCGGUGGAAACUGCGGAAGAGGACGAACGCGGUCCGGUCGAGGAGAUAGGAAGAGAUCCGGCGGGUUCUGGCCGCACACGCGCCCGGAGAGAGGGUCGGCGGAGCACGUGCAAAGUGUGGACUUGCGAGCCUUAUCACUGCUUCGCAGCAGCGUCACAUCGUCGUCGUCUCGUGACUCGAGGGUCGAGGCGACAUGGAGCAAUGCGGGGAUUUACCGGGUUCGUUGGAAAGACAGGGCAGUCUUUUCCUCGUAAAGCGUCACUCCGUGUGCCCAUGGUUGGUCACGGUGCGCUUUGCAUGCACUUUUCACGUCGAUCCAUUAGAUUAUGGCAUAUUGGGUGUGACCCUUGAGCGUACUUUUACUCUGUUUUCAGUGACGGCCCAACUUCUGUGAUAAGUCAUAACUGGUUGGAAUAAUUGGUCACAUCAUCAUUGGGUAGCCACGGACUUUUCUUAUUAGAAGAGACAAGUACCAAGUCAGUUUGGGGCUCUGGUCUUUAGGGAAACAAGAAACCAGCUCCGAGGAGGACGAUAGAGUCAAUAUCUCCACAAUUGGCCUGCAACUUAAUAGAUGUUUGUGCCGAGUUUGCUUGUGUGAAAGUUGACCUGGUUGUGUAAAUUGCAAGUACUGUAUGUCUUGCAUUGUGCUGAACCCAAUUAGAGUUGCAUCUCGAUCGUCUGGCUAUCAGUGUCGGAUUGAAAGUUUACGACCUUCCUAGUGCUUUACAAUCUGGAGGGGAUAUCUACGAGGAAGGGGAAAUGUAUUUUGUUUUCGUCACUGAAUGGUUACCUAUGCAGUUGUGACGGCACCGUAGAGCUGAAGAGUAUUCUUUGCUGCGAUUUUAGUGAUGGAAGCUCUGAUUCGCGGAAGUAGAAUGUGGUGUCUCAGACCUUUGUGACUCGUGUGUGAAGAAGAGUUACACGGUAGAUUAUGUUCAUCGAUGAAGAUGUUCAGAACUAUUAUUUAACCUUGAAAGGACCCUAGAAUAAUUCAGAAAUCCCAAACGACCUCGAAUACAGAACCUGUCAUGCUUACGUAUGAGUGGUCUUCAUUUCCAAACGUGCUAACUGGAAGGUAAACCAUUCAUCUUGCCAUGCAUUUGCUUGAAUACCAAGCACACCACAGGGUCGACGAACAUACGC
Messenger RNA from Marchantia polymorpha subsp. ruderalis, 1213 nucleotides. The record is from the annotation of a GenBank genome assembly. Lineage: Eukaryota; Viridiplantae; Streptophyta; Marchantiopsida; Marchantiales; Marchantiaceae.